This is a messenger RNA of Suillus subalutaceus, 1621 nucleotides long. Its product is annotated as DHHC palmitoyltransferase-domain-containing protein. Bases 115 to 1422 code for a protein of 435 amino acids. The record is from RefSeq and is a predicted model, not a curated record. Gene Ontology annotation, biological process: protein targeting to membrane; peptidyl-L-cysteine S-palmitoylation. Gene Ontology annotation, molecular function: protein-cysteine S-palmitoyltransferase activity. Gene Ontology annotation, cellular component: Golgi apparatus; endoplasmic reticulum. Lineage: Eukaryota; Fungi; Basidiomycota; Agaricomycetes; Boletales; Suillaceae. The transcript has 11 exons.
ACCCCAUGAUUACGUCAUCCUGUAUCCUUGGUUCAAACGUUCAACCACGCAGGGGCCUGUCCAAGCCCCUCGGAUCUCUUCUGAUUCUACUCCAUUGGUUUGAUCUUACUUACCAUGUCAAACUCGGACCGAACAUGUUGUGGAGUCGUAGAAGAGGCACGCAUGCGAGCACACAACCGACGGGCUCAAAAACCCCAGCCUUGGAUCGUUCUCAAGUUCGCCGUUGGGCUCACAUUAGCUCUAAUUGGGUAUACAAGCUAUGUAUAUGUCGGUAUAUUCUGUAAGGAUAUGAUUGUAAAGAAUGAGAGUGCAUUGGGAAGUCAGACUACCGGGAUCGUGUUUUUGGUAGUGUUCUGCUUCCUUCUAUUGAUGGUUUUAUGGUCGUAUUUUGCGGUCGUGACCACAUCACCAGGGUAUCCAACAGACUUUAUAGAAAAGACAGAGCUUGAGCUUCCGGAACCUCCGCCAGCGCAUGGGCAACAGCCUGCUACUGUCAGUGACACUCGUGGAAUGUCUUUCGAGCUUAUGGCCCCUGCGGCCGGCCUAUCUAAUGAUGCCUCAGCAUUAUCAACUCCUGUGAUGCCUCCCGCUGUUCCGGCAACAACGAAGCAAGGCAAGACUCUUCAUUACCUGGGCACAUCUACCCUUGAUGAAGCACGCAUCGUGAACGCACCCGCUGAUCCUGAAUCCACGCACGUCCCUGCAAUUUUCCCGCGACAGCCAUCAACGACACCUGUCCUUGCGCCCGAGUAUCGUUUCUGCAAUAAAGACAAAAUCGUCAAGCCUCCUCGUACACAUCAUUGCCGAGCUUGUGGCACUUGCGUUCUAAAGUAUGAUCAUCACUGCCCAUGGGUUGGACAUUGUGUCGGUGCUUACAAUCACAAGUUUUUUGUUAACUUUGUGCAGUGGGCAUCGAUACUCUCCUUUUGGAUGUUCGCAACAAUCUUAGGUCUAAACAUCAAGUCGCGUACGAGAUCCUCGGCUCCGGCAAUCAACCCACAACAUAUUGUUUUACUGGCCCUAACAGGUCUCUUCGGCCUUUUCUGUUUCCUCAUGUUCCUGACACACGUGCAACUAAUUAUGUUGAACCAAACAACGGUAGAAUCCCUUGGAUUCAGAUCAAUGCAGGAGCGUGAGCAGGAUAAUCUGUCGCGUAUGCACCGUUGGUACGAUUGUGGAGCUAAGAGACGAACGCGGCGACGUUGGGAUAAGGAAUGGGGGAGGAUCGGCAAGGAGGGUAAUCUCUGGUGGCUGGGAAGCCGUCGGGCCAACUGGGAAAGUGUAAUGGGCAAGAACGUGUGGUGGUGGUUCUUGCCAGUUGGUCGUGGACUCGAGGAUGCAGUGAAUUUUCCCACAAACCCACGAUUUGACAAGCAAGGGAGAUGGAGAAGAAGGAGAGAGUGGCCUUCUGACCUACGAUGAUAUACGCCCAUUUUUUCUGCAGAUUUACGCACGCACACACUACACACUAUACCACAGCUACAAAAUUAGGUCUUAGGACCUGCUUAGGUCGCCGGUUUCUCUCCUGGACAUACGGGUUCCUGGAUUUCCUCUAUUGUUGUACAAUACAUGUCACGUUAUGCUCACCGCUGUCGCCGGUAAUUCGAUUUUCGCCUACGGC